UCAAACCGAGGCUACAUUAAAGGUCAUGGGUCACGUAUGUCCCGCCCACCCCCAAUAACUACGCCGGAUUUUUUUAAUUAUUUGCAUACAGCUGCUCGAAAACAUCUUCAUUCCUUGUGCUGCGGAUAAAAAUGGAAGACCUUUUUAAGGCUGCAGUGGCCUCAUUAAAGCAAUACAUUUCCAUUCCUAACAAGGAUUUGAAUUGGUGGAUCAGAUUCCGUGCUCCUCAAGACAUCCUGAAGAACCAUGCCACAUUCUUGUAUUGUGAGAUUGUGUUCUAUUGUCUUGGUUUCCUCACACUGCUCCAUGCACUACGAAAUGGUGGCCGUUACCCAUGGCUUUGGCUAGCAACUGUUCUUCAUGGUUUGACUGUUGAGUGUGUCUCCUACGCUUUUCUAGAUAUUGACAACUUUUGGCAUGCACAGUCAAUGGUCAUGCUACUUGGUCAGCGUCUGCCUCUACAUAUUUUGUUUGUUUACCCUGCAUUUAUCUACACAGCUUCCAUUGCAGUCUCUCAUAUGAAUCUUCGCUGGUGGGCAGAACCUUUUGCUGUUGGACUAGGAGCUGUUCUUUUGGACAUUCCAUUUGACAUCAUGGGUGUUAAGCUGUUGUGGUGGACGUGGCAUGAUGAUGAUCCCAACAUAUUUGAUCGCCACUAUUGGGUUCCCUGGACGUCCUACUAUUUCCAUGCUGCCUUUUCCAGCAGCUUAGUUUUAGUGUUUCAUGGAGUACGUGCUAUAUGUUGCCGCAGAGAGUUCAAAUUUCAGUCAUCUGGGUUUAUUUGUGAGCUACUUUGUGCAUUAGUGACUGGGCUGUUCUCCAUGCCUCUAGGCAUCCUGCAGUUUGCGCCUGUCUAUCACCCACUACACGACUUGUUUGGAAUUCAUUCAGAAGUCUGUGUGCUUAUGCUGAUAUGCCUGUACAUUCUUAUCGUUUGGAGUGCCGACCGAUAUCCCUUUGAGACAGCAAGGACCUUUUCUUCUUCGAGAAAGUCCAAGGAGAUUUUUCUGGCUGUCUUGUUGCAUUACAGCUUUUAUAUAUACCUAGUUCUCUUUUCCAAGCCAGAAACAUCCGUUUCCAUUGGUUAUCAUCAGCGUACUGGCCCUUGUGGGGUGACAGUGCCAGUGCACACUCCUUUUGGCAUGGUGCUGAGCAAGACCAGAUUUCUCUGUGUUGAUGCCUAUUAUGAGGACUAUUUUGAUUUCCACUGUGUUAAGGUGAUGCCUGGGGAUGAAAAAGAAUGGUAUACAGUGUGUGGCACACCUUUUCCAAACCACAUUGAAUACAUUGUGGUCAUUUUCUCUUUCUGUUUUGUAGGCUUGUAUUGGUAUUGGCAACUAUUAUUUCAUUCAGGGCCUUUGCCUAAAACUAACUAUCGUAUCCAUCGAGUUAAAAAAGACUGAUUUCUAUUCAUGAAGCAGCAGACUUCAGGAAGCUUAGCAUGCUAAACCUUAUAUUAAUUUGAAAAUAUUGCAUGAUUUUUUUCUGGAUUUGUUAACUUUUCUGUUUACAUAGAUUGUUCCAUGAUGGAACAACUUCUUUUGAUUACGUCUGUUGAUAAUGGUUUUCAAUGAAUAAAAAUGCAAUCUGUUAUGGUUCACUAUUGAAGAGGAGUGUAUUUUGUAAUUUCCAUAUCAUAGACCUUGUGAUUUGUAUCUUAAUAUAUUCAUUUUUCAUAUUUCAGAAGAUGCUAGAUUUCUGAAAAUGUUGGAUAUAGAUAUAGUAUACAUUUUUCUUAUGGUGACUUUGUCAUACUUGCCUCUUUUGAAAAUCUGAAUGGUUCCAUGAUGUCAUCCUGAGCAACUCAACAGUUUACUUUAUUAUUUUGCAUUUUGUGCCUUUCAGUGCGAGACUGUCUCUGUGAAGACUAGGAACGAUAUUUUUGUCGAUAAAAUGUUGAAUAUCUA
This is a messenger RNA of Pomacea canaliculata, 1907 nucleotides long. RefSeq lists its product as uncharacterized. The record is from RefSeq and is a predicted model, not a curated record. Lineage: Eukaryota; Metazoa; Mollusca; Gastropoda; Architaenioglossa; Ampullariidae. The transcript is spliced from 8 exons. The coding region runs from base 132 to 1403 and encodes 423 amino acids.